Messenger RNA from Mastomys coucha (southern multimammate mouse), 5923 nucleotides. It is a transcript of the gene Obi1, whose product is annotated as ORC ubiquitin ligase 1. Lineage: Eukaryota; Metazoa; Chordata; Mammalia; Rodentia; Muridae. Bases 3414 to 5513 code for a protein of 699 amino acids. Gene Ontology annotation, molecular function: ubiquitin-protein transferase activity; metal ion binding. Gene Ontology annotation, biological process: regulation of DNA replication; protein monoubiquitination. The transcript is spliced from 8 exons. The record is from RefSeq and is a predicted model, not a curated record.
UCCUUAGUGCUCUUGCUGAGAAGCUUGGUAUCUAUACUCACCAGUCCUGCAGCCUGGCUGGCUGUGCUCUUUUUUGUGACAUACUCUGUGUUGGUAUUGUGGUAAUGCCAGCGUCUUAGGAUGAGUUUGAUGCCCCUUCACUUUCUAAAUGUGUAGUGGUGUAAUGGGAGUAGUAUUGCUGUUUUACAGUUUGAGGAAUAUUGCUGUUAGCUUUCUCAAAGGUUUGACAGAACCUGACAGUGAGUCUGUUAUUUCUGAUAUUUUACUUUGUGACGCUUUUAAUUACUGCUCCAGUCUCAGUUGAUACAGAUUUGUUUAAGUUGUUGGUAUCAUCUCUGAUUUAAUCUUAGUAGGUUUUGUGUCUACAUUUCUUACAGAUUAUGCAGGCUUGGGGUAUUUACAUCUCAAAAUAUUCUGCAACAAGCCUCUGGAUUUCAUUGGGAUCUGUUAUAAGUUUUCCCUUCAUUUCUGAUUUCAUUAAAGUGGGUUUUUCUCUGAUUUGGUUAAGCGUUUGUCAAUCUCAUUUACCUUCUCAAAGAACCACCUUUUUGUUUAAUUUCAUUUAUUGUUCCUUAGUCUCCAUUUCAUUCAUUUUUUCCCUAGUCUUUAUUAUUUCUUCUUAUUUUUAGGACUCAAUGUACAUCAUUAUGUUAUUUAUUUAAGAUCUCUUCUCCAGUGUGAGCACCCAUAGCUUUAAACUGGUCUUAGGAAGUUAUAUCACUUGGUUAUAUAACAAAAGUUCUGGGAAGUUGUUUUUUUAAUUUUCAUUUGCUUCUAUAAAAAUUUUAAAUGUUCAUGUUGAUUCCUUAGUGACCUACUGGUCAUCAGGAAUGUAUAGUUCAACCUCCAAGUAUUUGUAUAGUUUCUUUUGCUUCUGUUGUCUUUGAUGUCUAGUUUUAGUUCACUGUUGCCUGAUGAGAUUCAAGAGAUUGUUUCUGUUGUUUCACAUUUAAAUUUUUCUCUGUGACCUAGCAUGUCAUCUAUUUUAGCGAUGGCUACGUGAACUGAGGAGACUGUACUGUUUCUGUUAGAUGGGAUAGUCUUAGGUAGGUUUUCAACUUGAUUGAUGAUGUAAUAACUCUGAAGUAUCUGUUCAAUACAAUCUGUGCAUAUAUAUUUAAAAUUGUUACAUCUUCUUCAUCAGUUAUUCCCUUUUGUUGUGUAGCAGUUUCUUCCAACUGAGAAUAAUCCUGGAGUUGAUAGCUCCAAGCGUGGGUCCACCUGUAUGCCUUUCAUUACUGUAGAUUCAGAAAUCUUUGAUGCUCCAGCCAAAAACUCAAGCAUCUGCAUCCUUCCAGCUCCCUACGCCCAGUGCAUUUGGGAAACACCCUUCAGAUUGAACAUUGCCUCCCCAGAGAAGGAUAUAUAACUUGGGGAGUUUGGGGAAAGUAGGAGGACCUGCCCAGCUGAUGGGCUGUGAAGCCAAGCGGACCUGCCAGCCAAGCUUAGCUUUCUUUACCGUAGUUGGCAUUCCCUUUCCUUUGGGGCUUCCCAUGUGUGAAGCUGCAUUUUCCACGCAUUGCCCAUCUUUUUCUUAGCCUCCUGUGCCAUUAUAUCACCAGUUUGUACAUUUCCAAAGCUCCUUUUUUGCAUUGGAAUAGUCUAUUCUUGCACUGGUUUUUCUUCUCAAGGUCUUAUUUGGAGGGUCACAAAGCUAGCAGUAUACUGUCCUCUGCAAAGCACACCUGAUAAGCAGCCUAUCCAGGGGAAGGGACUAGCUAGCUUCUAACACUCCAACACAGAGACAGUGACAGCAGGUUUCAACAGUGCAAAGGAUUCUGCUUGGGGCUUUGCUGAUGCCCCAAGCAGCCAGAGGAGUUGUUCUAUGUCAUUUCGGUACACUGAAGAGAAGGCUGAAACUCUUUCCUUACUGUUUGACCAUAGGUCUUUUGCUUGAGAAGAGGGCUUUGACAGCAUUAGCUCACUUUUUAAUUUACUGUAUCAAAAUUUACUUCUAUUAAUCUUACCAUCUUUCAAAGCUAUGUACCAGGUGCUAUAAUUAGGGGCAAAGACAAAGUCUAAUAGGGAAAGUGGAAAUGACCACUUUUCUAAGCAAGACACAAAGCAGAGAAGUGAGCAUUAAAAGAAAAAAGUGUGCAGUUAGCAAAGAUGUAGCCUUGCCUGCACUGUGAAUAUGUUAUAAGCAGUAACUAUUUAUUUUAGUUCAUUCUUUUGUGAGAAACAGAGAACAUCAAAAGAGGAGUUCAUGGUCAAGGAACCUGCUCCUUAGCUAGGAGGCAAAGAGUAGAAGCGGAAAGGUUGGUCCCAGUAACCAUCAAGGGUACACACCACGAGUGACUUGUUAGGGUUCUGCUAUUUGCCCAAAGUCACAGGCUGGGGAUAAAGCCUUCUGCAUGUGGACCUUUGGGGGAUGUACAGGAUCCAAACUGUAGCAUUUCAUCCCUGGCCUCAACAGUAUCAGCAGCAUCUGCCUUGGGCACUUCCUCCUACUGAGAAACAUUGUUUUUACUUCUCUGACAGCUGCCCUGUCCCCCUUCCUGAUAUGCCACAGGCCCUAUCUUAGCAUUCUGUUCUAGGUGCUCCUCUUGUGCUUGCUCAGAGCCCUUUUCCUUUGCCUGUCCUGGGAAUCUGUUCCAGUCCUGUGGUUUUAGAUGCUGUGGUCUUUUAUGUCAUUGACACUCAAAUCCUCCUAAUGCCAGGCUUACCCUCUUCAGUGAUGUAAGAAACAUCACACGACCAAACAUGAGUUGUACUUUCACCACAUAUAAAACCUGUUUCUUCUGGUUUCUUCUGUCAUCUACACUUUAGUAAAUAAUAUGCCAACCAGUAUGUAUUUGAUUGAAACCAUCCUCUAGAUUGGAGAUCUCUUUAACCUUUAGUGCAUAACCAAAUGCCUAGAAAAUUCUUACUGCUUUGAAUUAUUUCAAUGGUUGCAUUUACACAGUUUCUUACAACAUGAAGCAUCUUGAUGCCCCUUAUAUAAUGUGUAUGCUUUUAUGUCUUCAGUAUUGACUUCCAGAGACUCGUGGCAGGCAUGACUCUGGAGAAGUAAUUGAGAAGUACAUCCUGAUCUGUAGGCAGAGAGACAGAGACAGAUUGGGCCUGGCUUGGGCUUUUGUGAUCUCAAAGUCCAAUGACAUAUGUCUUCCAACAAAGCCAUGCCUCUAAAUCCUUUCAAACAGUUCCACUCCCUGCUGACUGAGUAUUAAAAUACAUGAGCUUGUGGGAGCCAUUUUUCUUUACAGCUCCACAAAGAAACCAGGACUAUCCCAGAAAAUACUGCAGAAGGGACUAUAGGAUAAAUAUGGAACUGUCCUCCUGGAAUUCUGGUGCUCUUGAGAAACUUCAUGAAUAGAAGAUAAAAGUAGAACAUCCAUGAACAUAGCAGACCUGAAUUUUCAGUCGUGUGAAGAGAAGAGGAAAAAGGAGGGGGGAAGAGAAAGAAAAGUUAUAUGGUCCGUCAGCCUGUCGUAUGCACCAACAACCAUGUGUUCUGUUCCGUUUGUAUCGACUUGUGGUUGAAGAAUAACAGUCAGUGUCCAGCCUGCAGAGUCCCUAUCACUCCUGAAAACCCUUGCAAAGAGAUUAUUGGAGGGACAAGUGAAAGUGAGCCUAUGCUGAGUCAUACAGUCAGGAAGCACCUUCGGAAAACCCGGCUGGAGCUACUCCAUAAAGAGUAUGAGGAUGAAAUAGAUUGUUUGCAGAAAGAGGUAGAAGAACUUAAAAGUAAAAAUCUCAGCUUGGAGUCACAGAUCAAGACCAUUCUGGAUCCAUUAGCUUUGAUGCAGGGCAGUCAAAACGAAGACAAACACCCAAUGGCCGAUAAUUCAAGUAAAAGUGACCCGGAAGCAGUAGUAGAGUGGAAGAAAAAGUUGAGAACAGCUAACGAAAUAUAUGAAAAAGUAAAAGAUGAUGUGGAUAAGUUAAAAGAGGCAAAUAAAAAAUUGAAGUUGGAAAAUGGUGGCCUGUUGAGGGAGAAUCUACGGCUGAAGGCAGAAGUUGACAACAGAUCUCCCCAAAAGUUUGGAAGGUUUACAGUUGCUGCUCUUCAGUCCAAAGUAGAACAGUAUGAACGUGAAACCAACCGCCUCAAGAAAGCUCUCGAACGCAGCGAUAAAUAUAUAGAGGAACUAGAGUCUCAGGUAGCACACCUGAAACACUCAGAGGAGGCAAAGGAAGAUAUGGAUGCCCUCUGCCAGAGUGCACCCUCAGCAGAUGCCAAGGGGCCCAGUGGCAGCGAUGAGGUUGUACCACCACAGAAUCAGAGUGACAGUGGCAGAAAGCAGGCUGGCUCAGCCAGUGCUUCUCACCUGUCCACACCUUCUAGCAGCAGACUAGCUGACAACAGUUCUGUCAGACAGGAGAGCACCAGCAGGACUGAACCAAACUGUCCCCAAAACAAAGACAGAUACGCCCAGCCUACAGAGCCACAGCUGGGUGUGAGAGGGACUCCAAUGGAGACUUAUGUGGAAAGAGAGUGGGGCAGCAAGCCAAGUGACUGUGCACCUUACAAAGAGGAAGAGCUUUAUGGUCUCCCGGCUGCCUGCACUCCCUUGUCACUUAGCUGCCUUCAGCUGAGCACCCCAGAGAACAGAGAGAACCCUGUGAUCAAAGCAGGGAGCUCCAAGAAGCACGCAAACCAUCUCAGAAAACUGGUAUUUGAUGAUUUCUGUGAUUCUCCAAAUGCCUGUAAUAACCAUUCUUCAGAGGAUGAUAGAAGGGAAAGUGAAAAGAAACCAGAGUGUUUUGCUUCCUCGAAGGCAAGGUUUUGGGAUUGUUGCUCCACAAGCUAUGCCCAGAGCUUGGAGUUUGACAGUUCAGAGGGGAAUACAAUAGCAAAUUCUGUUGGGGAAAUACCUUCAAAAUUGAGCGAGAAGUCAGGAUCAUGCUUGUCCAAGAGACUGAGUUGUAUUCGCUUCCUCGAAAUGAAUCGAACAAGAACAUCCAGUGAGGCAUCCAUGGAUGCUGCUUACUUUGACAAAAUCUCUGAGCUGGAUUCCAUGAUGUCAGAGUCUGACAACAGCAAUAGCCCUUGUAAUAACGGUUUUAAAUUGGUAGAGUUGGAGGGGUCCUCAAAGUCACCUCAAGGCAGGGAGUUUCUUGAGGAACCUGACAAGUUACAAGAUGGAAGUAAACUGAAUCUUUCCAAAACUGCUCUCCCACCUGACGGGUUAGACAGUGGGAGUGAGUGGAAACCCAGCUCUUUUUUUCUCCUUUCUCCAGCUGACCAUGAGAUGAGUGAAGAUUUUUCUCUCCACUCCACUUCUCAUUCAGGAACUAGUGAUGUCAAACCCCAGAACUGUUUGUUUCAGACAGAGUUUUCCCAGGGUGUUCUGUUAAGCAGUUCCCAAGGAUUAUUUGAGGAUCAGAGGUUUGGAUCUUCUUUAUUUAAGAUGUCCUCAGAGAUGCAGAGCCUCCACAGCCCCCUUCAGUCUCCUUGGUCUGCUGCCUUCGUGCCUGAAAAGAGGGGUAAGAAUGGGAACCAGUCAACCAAGAGGAAGAUCCAGAGCAGCCUUUCCAACGCCAGCCCGUCCAAAGCCACCAAAAGCUGACUCACCAGAGAGAUUGCCUUGCAAGCAAGGGGUGGGGGUGUUUUCAGUGUCACUGUAGUCACUUCACUUCGUGAAGGUUCUAUACAUUCCUGAACUGAUAAUCUUCAGUCAAGUGUCAAUCAGAAUGGUUUGCCUGUCUCCAGGGUACUUCUUCUUGAAGAAACUUUGGUCUGUUACUUCCGUUUGGUCAUCCUUUUAAUUUGAGGGCUUAGGGGGAAAGUCUGGUUUGUCUCUGUGUUGUCUGUCCUGCUUUUAAUGAAUGUUGUAUGUAUCUGGGUUGGCUCAAUGGCUUUUUUCUCAGAUCUGACUUGUUAGAUAUGGUGGCCUGCUAAGACUCAACUGCCUUCAGAACUUAUGUUUCUUAGAACAUUUGGUAUUGCUAUUUUAUUCUUUAAAGCUUUACCUAGAAU